Messenger RNA from Seriola aureovittata, 5663 nucleotides. It is a transcript of the gene dzip1, whose product is annotated as DAZ interacting zinc finger protein 1. NCBI's taxonomy places the organism in Eukaryota, Metazoa, Chordata, Actinopteri, Carangiformes, Carangidae. Gene Ontology annotation, biological process: cilium assembly. Gene Ontology annotation, cellular component: cytoplasm; ciliary basal body. The coding region runs from base 2409 to 5183 and encodes 924 amino acids. The transcript is spliced from 19 exons. The record is from RefSeq and is a predicted model, not a curated record.
UUGUUUUAAUCAUUCAAUCACUCUUUAAAAGAAACACCCAAAGAACAUAUUAAGACUGAUCCUUGAAUUCGAGCAGUGAACGUGCAUGUAUAAGUAUGUGCAUAUGUGCGGAGCCUGCCUGCUGAGCUCUGCUCCUUAUUAAAGCAGGAACUGUGUCGCCUCCUGCAGCCGCUCUCCAUCACGGCAGCAGUAGGCAGCAUCUCCUCUGACAGAGGGAAGACUCGCCAUCACUCCUCCACAGUGAGGCCACGGGACCGGCAGAGCUGAGAUCAGAUCUGUACUGACCUCUGCUGGUGAAGUAAUGCACAUGUCAGGGCGACCGGCACAGUUAUGGAAAUCUACCGCACACACCACGACAUGUGGCUGCAGCACAGAUGUUAAGUUCAGCUGCUCCGUUCGUGUAUCUUUUGUCAGCUGAUUUUCUUGACUUUAGACUUGAGUCUUUCCAGAUUCCUGCAAGAACAACUAUAACUUCUAAACCUGGAUCCAUCUACCCUGCUGUUUUCUGCCCACUCCCAGAGCUGUAAGUCUUGAUUCCAACUCCACUUUAAUGCUUUUAAAUAUAAUUUGAGUCCAUUUGUCAGUGGAGGAGAAUAACUAAAUACAUUUACUCCAAUAUUGUACUGAAGGACAAUUACUUGUACUUUUUAUUCCACUACGUGUAUCUGACAGAAGUGGUUACUUUUCAGAUUUUAUAUAUUUUUUUUAAAAGCGUAUCAUGAACUUAUGAAAUACAGCCCAAGCUGUGUAUAGUUGCAGCGGUUUCCAACCUUUUUGGCUUGUGAUUGCUUAUUAAUAAAAGCGGGGUCUAGUUGGGGGGUGCUGUUAGCAGUGCCACCAAAGAGUGAUUUCCUUCUGAACUUCUCAGAUGCUUUCGCUUAAGUAACUGCUUGAGGCUCAAAGAGGAAAAAUUCAUCCAAUAUUUCACAAAAAAUAUAGAUUUGAGGGGGAAAAAAAGAAUAUGGAUAUAAAACCCCUUAUCUUAUUUAUCUUAUGACUCUUUGGAGGGGCCUGAUCCUACGUUGGGAACUAAACUAAACUACUAAACUGUAUAUAAAGUAAAUUUGCAUAAUAACAUACCACUUUUAAAAGCUGCGUGACAAGCAGGCAGCACAGCUGGUGCUUUUCUUAAGUAUAGGAUCUGAAUACUGCCUUUUUUAAAGCAGUGUGUCAUCACCACAGGGGUCAGGUGGGGGUUAAUUUAUUUAUUUUAAAUAACAAGACUGAUUUUACAAAUAGGAAAAAGUCACCUUCACCAGCAGGUUAUUGAGUCUGAUGCUCACUCGACCACAGGGUGGAGCCCAUGUUGCAGCACAUCGACUGUAUUAUGUCGAAAAGUUUUGGAGGUUUUGGAAAUCCACUUGCAUCCCUGAAGCUGCAUUGAUGGUUGUUUCAGUAUUUCAAGCUGUUUAUCAUCUUCAAAAGUUUUAAUCAUGUUUUAUUCUAUUGCUUUCAGAUGGAGCAGGGACCGCCCACAACCCCCGACUCCCUCAUCCCUGUUUUCAGACUCCCCAUUUUAAAGCUCAGCGGACUGCUGCUCCCUUCCCCCCUUCUCACUCCGAGCUGCGUCCAUUCACCAGAAUAACACCGGAAAUUAAGAGAUUGCCCUUUCAGAAUAAUAGAAGGCUGGCGUUGGUUCUCAAGCAUAUGAGCGGUUUAUUAGCAUUUGAGGCCACUCUUAUUUCAAAUAUGACGAACUAAUUCGAUUGAACAGUAGAUUAAAAAAAGCAGCUUAAAAGGGAGUGAAAUAGAUGAGGCAUAUAUUAUUUAUAAAAUGUCAAAUGACAGAUUUGAAUGAUGUAAGGAUAUGGAAAACCACUGCGACUGUAUAGCAGCCUAUUUUAAAACGUGUAUGUCAGACGACAGUUACACAGCUAUGAAAUAAGCUGUGAAAAGGAUAUUUCUUUAUAAAUAUCCAUGUAUUUACAGUCUGUAUUUAUAUUCUACAACUUGUGUGGAAGUCUUAAUUUUCAGCUGUAGAUCUUAAUGGUGCUAAAAUGGCUCUUCCUUAAAAGAAAUGUAGUUUAUACUGUCACAGAGGCUGUUAUUCCAUUCAAACUAAUUAGUCAUGAAUGUUUUACUUUGAAGGUAUGAACCGGAAGUUUAGUGUUUUUUGUUGUUAGCUUAAUGGCGGUUCGCUCUUUUUUUUUUUUUUCUUUGAGCAGGGAUUCAGGAAUGUGGAGACAAGCAGCUAAGUUACCCUCAAAUCGCCCGGGGUGCCGUCGUCAGGAAACUAUAAAUUAAUAACACAAACACCACGGGACGCUCGUCUGUGUCUCCAUGGUAACGUGGCGGACGCCCAGCCUCGGCGUUGUCGCGUUGAGUUGCCUGCAAAGGGGGGCGGAACCGGAGAGAAACGACGGGUCUUCGAUUUCCCCUUCUCCCCGUGAAGGCAGAAUCAGUCGAAGAUGGUAAGGAGAGCACGGCUGCAUCAGCCAUUUCACGCCGGAGUCUACUACCCCUACACAAGUGACACCCAAGGGACCCACUCAUCAGCAGGGAUCCCGUCCCUGUUGAAUUCCCCGCUCAGCCAGCACUCUGUAAACGGCCACUCUGUACCCGCACCAGGCAUGACUCCAUCCAGCGGAGCCUCCACUGUUCUCCCCUUCAAGUUCCGCCCGCGCAGGGAAAGCGUGGACUGGCGGCGGAUUAACGCCGUGGACAUAGACCUUGUGUUGAGCCAGCUGGACGUGGACACCCUUCAGGAGCACAUCGGCACAGUGACAUUCUGCAGCUUGGAUGGGGAACGAUGCCAGCGGUGCCAGAGCCCCGUGGACCCGGCUCUGGUCAAGCUCUUACGGCUGGCCCAGCUCACAGUGGAGUGGCUGCUGCACUGCCAGGAAUUCCUCACCCACAACCUGCAAGCGGCGGAGGAGAGGCUGGCGGCUGCCGGCAGUGAGCGCGAGCAGCUGCUGGAUCAGCAGAACAAGCAGGAGGAGAAGGUGAAGACGCUGACCACAGAGCUCAAGCAGAGGAAGAAGGUUAUUCGCACCCAACAGUCCUUGCUGGCGCCCCGACUCAUCAGUAGCCAGAAGUGUCCACAAUGUGAUAAAUCCUUCCUCAAUUCCUCCUUUCUCCAGAAUCACAUGCAGCGCCGUCACCCUGAUGAGUUUGAGAUCCAGUUGCGGUCAGACAGUGAAAAGAAAUCUCAGAUUGAAAGCCUCAAACUGGAGAUCAGCAGCCUGAAGGAGCAGAUCGUUCAACAGCAACAGACCUUGCAAGCCAAAACAGCUCAGGAAAAAGAGCAGCAGUCCAUGCACAAAGACCUGCUCAGAGAACUGCACCGCUUUAAGGCCGAGGAGAUGGCUCGCAUGGAGAGGAAGAUAGAAGACAGCAGGGACGGCAUGCGCAGAGAGAUGGAGUUUCUGUACACCCGAAACAUUCAUGCUCUCAAUGAAGCAAAUCAGAAUCAGACCUCCAAGCAUGAAAAAUCCCCCAGCCCUGUUCAGUCACAGCCUGAAAGAGACCUGGACAUCUACAAAGAGAUGCAGAUACAAGCCAUCCAGAAGCUGGAACACCAGAUGAAGAAACAGGAUAAAAAGUGGGAAUCCAGGCUUUACGAAAUUAAGGCUCAACAUGAGACUGAGAAGAAUCAGCUGCUGAACGAGCUGAGCAGAAUGCAGUCGUCCGUGUCCGAGCACCAGGAGCUGAGCCAGAGGCUGCAGCAGGAGCUGGGGAGGCGGCUGCAUGAGAAGGAGCAAACCAUCAAGGCUCAGAGGGAGCAGAUAAGGAAUAUUUCCUCAAAUCCGCCCAUCAGAGUAGUGGAAGUACCAGUCAGUGCAGCAGCUCCAGAGCCUAAACCAAAGAGAGUCGUACUUGAGGAGCCAGUCUUUGCUCUUAACCUGGAUCCCAUACAGGAGCUGUCAGAAGAGGAGAAAGACUCGAGCAUCUCCGAGAGAAGACCAGUGGAGAAGAAGCCUGAGCCUGCAGCGGAGAAGCAGAGGGUGACCACCAGCGCUCUGAAAAGGAACCCCAACAUCAAGAAAGAGAUGCGACCAGAGCUGGAGCUGGCUGUUAUUAAGAAGCUGGAGAACCUGGGGAUCAAGUCUGAUCAGAGUGGUCUGAAGAACAAGGAGCUCACUUCCAUCAUGGCCAGGGUGCACUCGAAGCGGGAGAGCAUAGCGAAGGGGAUGCCGGACUACUGGCGCCAUCGAGAGGACAUCGCCGGAACUGUGGAGCAGAAGCUGGGCGGUCAGAGGAGAGGCAGCGACCCUGCUGCUGAGUCACAGGCCAGAUCCAGACACUCAGUUCAAGUUCUGCAGAUCCGGCCUCGGUCCAGUAGCCUUCCCUCCAGAGCCACCCAGGUGACGUCCAGACCUGCAGUCAAACAGUCCAAGACCCCCCAGCCAGCCCCGAGGAACAAGAGCACCACCCAACCCAAGACAUCUACACCCAACACCAAAUCCGCUGUGAGGACCUUCACAACCAGGACUCCUCCUUUCAGUUCAGAUGAGGAAUCUAAAGAAGAGGACACAGACAUGGAGGAGGAACAGCCCCCGAAACACCAGAGGGGCAAAUCACCACAGCCCAGACUAAACCAGGCGACCCCAGUCCAAAUCAGAGCCAGCAAAGCCAGUCCGGUCCAGGCCAGGCAGGCCGCCGUCAGGCAGUCGUUCUCCUCCAACCCCCAGCAGUCCUGGGGGUCAGUGGGUGUUGUGACCAAGACAGCAGUAUCAAAGAUGGAGAGCGACGAGGACGAGUGGUCCGAGGUCAGCGAGCUAGAGGAGAUUGACCCCAAGCAGCUCCAGGGUUACAGAGACCAGAACGGCAACGUGGAUAAGAGAAACUUUGGUAAAGAGAACAAAAUCAACGUCCUGGCCAGAAAAAUGGAGCAGUUUGCAGACAGAGCAGUGAAGAAACCAGCAGGGGGCGUCAGCAUCUUACCAGAGCGUAAAGAUGAGGUGCAGGAUCUGACGUGCACAGAUCUAGAGGAGAGCAGUGAGUGGAUGGUCUCCUCCUUAGAGGACAGACAGGAAAUGUCUAAACCAGCUCACGGCUCUGGAUCGCUGAGGAAGAGUCUGGACUCACCCAGCACCAGCGUGUGGGGAACCUCCACAGGAAAGGCUCCCAAAUCAGCAGGUCUGACUGAAGCCGGGACGGGAAGCACCCUGAAGAGCAGCCUCUGCUCCCUCAGUGACAUCAGUGACUCUGAAGACAUUAGCAAUAAAUACAAUAAACACUAGAGCUGAUCAGGUGAUGUAGCACUUUGCCAAGCACAGAAAAAUAAAGACCUCAAUCAACUCCUCUGACAUCCACAGUCCUUGCCAAAUAGCCAUAUUUUAUACUUUUACAUGGAAGCUAUAAUACAAACAUGAGCAAUACUUAACAAAGGGAGUGAGUCUGUUCAGGAUUCAGAUUUCUCAUCUAAUAAAUAUGUUAGGGAUAAACGGGAUUACAAGUUGAUUGACUUUGUGAGUCUCAUCGUACGCCUUGUGCCAAUCCUCUGCUUGCCUUACACCUUUUCAGUGUUCAUCUUUUAAUAGAUUCAGUUUCGUAUAUUCUAUUAAAUGUAACCAACACUCCAAAUGAAGUACUGUAUGUGGUUGGUGUAAAAUUUUGUAUAUCAAAUUUUAUAAUGCCUUCAUGUGCUAAAUGGAGCGAUGAGAUGUGAUUUUGUAUAGAAAAUAUUUAUACAAGUAAUAAAAAGAUUUCUUUGUGAAACA